AUCUUUCUUCAGCCUCCCUCUCAAAUCUCAAUCCCACACCGCUCCCAAUCGCUUUACAAAGUUGUAAUCUUUCUCUCUACCCAGAUCAAAUCGGAUCAAAUCGUUAUUGAGUUUUGAAUUUCGCGUACUGCUAUUAUGGCUUCAUCAAGAACCGCAACCAAGGAUAUCAUCACUCUCCGUGGCUCUGCCGCCAUUGUCAGCGAGUUUUUUGGCUAUUCAGCGAACAGCAUUUUGUACAAUCGAGGAGUUUACCCUGAAGAGAGUUUUGUUAAGGUCAAGAAAUAUGGGCUGCCUAUGUUGCUCACUCAGGAUGAGGGCCUCAAAUCUUUUCUGGCCAAUUUGACUUCUCAGCUAUCUGAAUGGCUGGAGUCUGGUAAGUUGCAGAGGGUUGUUCUGGUGAUCAUGAGCAAGGCUACUAAUGAGGUUCUAGAGAGGUGGAACUUCAGCAUUGAGACUGACAGUGAGGUUGUCGAGAAGGGUGUUUCGAGGGAAAAGAGUGACAAGGAGAUUAUGAGGGAGAUUCAAGCCAUUAUGAGGCAGAUUGCAUCUAGCAUUACUUACCUGCCAUGCCUUGAUGAACCUUGUGUUUUCGAUGUUUUGGCAUACACUGAUAAGGAUCUUCAAGUCCCAUUCACUUGGGUGGAGAGUGACCCCAAACUGAUAGCCAAUCCACAAAUGGUGAAACUGCAUUCCUUUGACACCAAGAUUCACAAGGUUAACACUCUAGUAUCCUACAAGAAUGACGAAUGGGAUGAGGAAUAGGAUGCCGUUUGUCCUAGACUUUGGUGUUGUGAAUCUUUCAGUUCACAUUUUGUUAAUAGUUGGAAAGUUGGUGGUUGAUGUACUAGUAUUAUUUGCAAGAUGUUCUCAGUAACAUGAAUAUUAUCAA
Argentina anserina (silverweed cinquefoil) is the source of this 889-nucleotide messenger RNA. RefSeq names its product mitotic spindle checkpoint protein MAD2. The transcript is spliced from 7 exons. The record is from RefSeq and is a predicted model, not a curated record. Gene Ontology annotation, biological process: mitotic spindle assembly checkpoint signaling. Bases 136 to 762 code for a protein of 208 amino acids. Gene Ontology annotation, cellular component: cytoplasm; nucleoplasm; kinetochore. NCBI's taxonomy places the organism in Eukaryota, Viridiplantae, Streptophyta, Magnoliopsida, Rosales, Rosaceae.